AUGAGUCUAAAAGAGUCUGGAGUAAUGGUUAUGACAAUAGGAGUGACUGUAUUCCUUGCUGGUGCCAUUCUUCUGAUGGACAGGGCGCUCAUGAUAUCCGGGAAUCUCCUGAUAAUCAUAGGAAUUGCUCUUCUUGCCCGGUCCAGGAUGUUCUCCUUUCUGCGCCCAGAGAAAAUGCAAGCCAUGGUGAUUUUUGGAAUGGGAAUUCUGUUUCAGGUUUACAAGCUCCUUGUCUUUGGCUUUUUUCUGGAGGUCUUGGGCCUGUUCCUUCUUCUGAAAGACAGCAUCCCCACAUUCAGGACUGUGCUAACAACCUUACUCUUUGGAAAGUUGCAGAAACUUAUAAAGUAA
This is a messenger RNA of Encephalitozoon intestinalis ATCC 50506, 351 nucleotides long. RefSeq lists its product as uncharacterized. NCBI's taxonomy places the organism in Eukaryota, Fungi, Microsporidia, Unikaryonidae. The transcript has a single exon. Bases 1 to 351 code for a protein of 116 amino acids. Gene Ontology annotation, biological process: endoplasmic reticulum to Golgi vesicle-mediated transport; retrograde transport, endosome to Golgi. The record is from RefSeq and is a predicted model, not a curated record.